AUGAUGAUGGAGCUGCAGGGCCCUGAAGAUGGCGGUGGUGGAGGGAGAGGUGGUGGUGGUGGACACGUGAAGGUACUGAGCGCCGAGGAGUUGGAGUGUAAAAUCUGCUACUGUGCGUACAACUUUGGGAGUCGCAGGCCGAAGGUGCUGGAGUGCUGCCACCGCCUGUGCGCUAAAUGCCUCGCUAAGAUCCUCGAUCUCGGAGAGUUGCCACCAAACGCCAUUGUCUGCCCUUUCUGCCGCUACGUUACCCGGCUCCCAGGAGAGGCGGUGAGCAGCCUGCCGGAUGAUUGCAACCUGGUGGCGGCGCUGACCCUCCAAAGACGGAAUCAGAGGAACAUUCAGAUCCACCAGGAGACGACCACAGAGCUGCUCCUCAGUCCUGGACGUUUGAGCUCCCUGAUGGGGAGCAACCCACCUUUGACGUCCCCUUCCUCCUCUUCCUCUUCGUCCUCUGCAUCUUCUUCUACAACCUACUCCUCCAUCCGGGGCUCCCCUAACUUUGUAGUCAUCACCAUCAUGGAGCCCCCGCCGGUGCCCGCAGCCACCCAGGACCUCCACUUCCACCGUGGAUCUCGCUACCGCUCAUCCAGUCUGGACUCCAUGGCGUCCAUCACUCAGAGGUGGACCGUGUGGAACUGUGCGGCCCUGCUGUGUCAGACGUCGGCCCGGGCGCUGGUGUGGGUGCUGGGGCUGCUGUACUUCAGCUCUCUGCCCAUGGGAGUCUACCUUCUCAUCAUGCAGAGGACGACAAUCGGGGUGCUGCUGGUGAGUCUGGUUCCGGCCAGUCUCGUCAUGAUCAUGGUCUACGGGUUCUGCCAGUGCGUCUGCCAGGAGCUGUGGGACUGCAUACCUUCAUAA
Messenger RNA from Cheilinus undulatus (humphead wrasse), 861 nucleotides. It is a transcript of the gene rnf182, whose product is annotated as ring finger protein 182. The coding region runs from base 1 to 861 and encodes 286 amino acids. Lineage: Eukaryota; Metazoa; Chordata; Actinopteri; Labriformes; Labridae. The record is from RefSeq and is a predicted model, not a curated record. The transcript has a single exon.